Messenger RNA from Cygnus atratus (black swan), 2465 nucleotides. RefSeq names its product F-box protein 40 (gene FBXO40). Gene Ontology annotation, cellular component: cytoplasm. The record is from RefSeq and is a predicted model, not a curated record. Gene Ontology annotation, molecular function: ubiquitin protein ligase activity; zinc ion binding; protein binding. Lineage: Eukaryota; Metazoa; Chordata; Aves; Anseriformes; Anatidae.
UGUUUCUGCUUGGGCUUGCUCUGUGUCCUCUCAUUCUCUCUUCUUUCUUUGCUUCUUGUUAGCCUUUAUUCACCUCACUUCAACCCAGCUGAGCAAAACCAAGAGCGCAAGUGUUCGGUACAAACACAGGGACACUAUGAUUAAGCACAGGGCUCAGAAAACUCCCCCCAGGCAGCACAGGCACUGUGAGAGAUGCUUCAGCCGGCACUGCCGCGCACCGAUCGAGCCCUCCGUCUCCUGCAUGGUGAUCAGCUGCCGCUUUCACUGCGGAGCCACCUUCCACACGUGCAAGGAGGAGGAGCACCAACUGCUCUGCCCCUUGGAGCAGGUGCCCUGCCUCAACUCAGACUAUGGCUGUCCUUUUUCCAUGGCCCGCUUUAAGCUGGCAAAGCACCUUCAGGUCUGUCCAGCCAGCGUUGUCUGCUGCUCGAUGGAGUGGAAUCGCUGGCCAAACGUGGAUUCAGACACAACCCUCCACAAGAAUAUUAUGAAGGAGACCUUAAGCGAGGAGUGUCUGGACACAGCAUUGGCGCUCAGAGACCAGAAGAUACUUUUCAGGAGUUUGAGAGUAGCCGACUUGUUUCCAGAGUGGAGGAAAAAGGAUGAAGUGGAAGAGCUAAUGGAUGAAGCCAUGGGUGGGGAAGAAGGUGCAGUGGGAGGAUUGGCCUGUGGUUCCCAAGAUGGCAAUGACCAGGCAUCUGAGCUCAGCCAACGUGAGCGUGAAGAUUUGGCAAAGGACAAGGAAGGAAUGGAUCUGGGGAGUUACAAAACCUGGGAGAACAUUUUCAGCAAAGAGCUCUUGGCUUGCAAGGUAACAGGCUCAGCAGCUGGCACACGAAAAAAGUACAGAGGAGGCUUCCAAGAAAACAGCAUCAGGACCUUGUGCUUCCAGCUCUGCAGAGAAGGCAAAGGAACGCCUGGUAAUACAGAAGAAGCAAAAGACCAAAAGUCUGAACAAGUAACUCCAAAUAAAGAAAUGACAGGGCUGGCUCCUUGGCAAGAAGGGGUCCUGGAGAGGCUGAAGAAAGAAGUUGGUGUAGCCGAUUACAACAUGUAUCUGGUACAUCACGGAGGAAUGCUUAUCCGCUUUGGCCAGCUAGCUGCUUGCACUCCGAAAGAAAAAGACUUUGUAUAUGGGAACUUGGAAGCUCAGGAGGUGAAGACUGUCUACACCUUCAAAGUGCCAGUUAGUUACUGUGGCAAAAGAGCACGACUAGGAGAUGCACUGGGACAUAAGAUGCCAACUUCAGACAAGUCGGUGGAUACCUCAGAAUUGGGAAUAAACCCAGAAGAACUGCCUACGGCAAAUAUAGUUAAAGCUACACUGCUGUGUGCAUUGGAGAAAGAACUGAAAGGCCAUGAGAUCUCCGAAGCAAGGGGUAUCGAUGGACUCUUUGUGGACUUUGCAACACAGACUUACAGCUUUCCUCUGGAGCCUUUCUCCUCCAAUGCUGUUCUAGCAGAUGUUCUGGAUGAAAAAAGCCAACCAGAACUCCACAUGGAGCUGUACACUGAAUGUGUAACCAGAAGACACAACAAAAGCAGUUCAGCUUUCACAUUCACUUGCAGUCAUUUCUUCAGGAGGGACGAGUUUGCAUCCCACUUCAAGAAUGUGCAUGCUGAUAUCCAGUCAUGUCUGGAUGGAUGGUUUCAGCAUCGCUGUCCGCUGGCCUACUUGGGAUGUACUUUUGUUCAAAAUCACUUCCGCCCUGAUGGACAUAAGGCCAAGGUUAUAUACAGCAAGCCUCUCAAGACAUUUGCUAUUAAACCAGAGGUUGACACCCUCCUUGCUGAAUCAGGGAAAUGCAAUUACACAGUGGACAAUCGAGGGAGAAACAAGGAUUUGCUAAGCAGCCUCCCACUGGAAGUGCUGAAGUACAUUGCUGGGUUCCUGGACAGCUUCAGUUUAUCUCAGCUAUCGCAAGUGUCAGUGCUGAUGAGGGAUAUCUGUGCCACUCUACUUCAAGAGAGGGGAAUGGUCCUGCUGGUCUGGGAGAAAAAAAGAUAUUCCCAUGGUGGUACUUCAUGGAAAGUUCGCAGAAAGACCUGGCAGUUCAGCAGCCUCUUCUCCAGAGUUAACAGGUGGCAGCACAGCGAGGUGGCGUGCAUGUCAGAGCACCUGAAGAAGUGCCCGUUCUACGACGUGGAGCACAAGACGGACCCUGUGCUGCUGACCGGCAUGUGCGAGGCUCGAGAGCCCAUUCAAAAGACUUUAGUUUCCACCUUCAAGCGCAAGGUCUGAGCAACCAGCUUCUCCUCUGACCCACUCCUUUCAAUGCCCUUUAAAAGAAGAUCUGGGAAGCUGGAUGUAAAGAUAGUUGCUUCUAACUCUCCUUUGGAAGGACAAAACUGGCAUCUCCCCAGCUGCAUUUGGAACAUCCUGCAUUUUUUUUUUCCUCCCUGCAUUAUUUUAAUUGUUAAAACUUCAUCCAAAGCGUUCUGGCACACUGCUCACUGAUGUCUUG